Messenger RNA from Triplophysa dalaica, 1393 nucleotides. Its product is annotated as growth arrest and DNA damage-inducible protein GADD45 gamma-like. The transcript has 4 exons. The record is from RefSeq and is a predicted model, not a curated record. Gene Ontology annotation, cellular component: nucleus; cytoplasm. Gene Ontology annotation, biological process: regulation of cell cycle. NCBI's taxonomy places the organism in Eukaryota, Metazoa, Chordata, Actinopteri, Cypriniformes, Nemacheilidae. The coding region runs from base 290 to 754 and encodes 154 amino acids.
AGGCGACCCUCCACCUUGGCAGACAGCAGGGCUUCGGACAGAGAUUUCCCUUCAUUAACCAUCCUGAUUCGAAUUAAGUAGCCUGUGGCAGUUUAAGAAACAGUAGCUGAUCCAGAGGAAAGAAAAUAGUUCAGAGUCAGCCAAUCAGAGGACGCUUCUUUCAUAGCCACCACGAGCCGAAGAGUAUAAAUUGAGCAAGCACGCUCCGUUACAGCAUCAAUCCUUUCGGAUUAUCUUCAACUGCAGUUCUGCUAUCAUCUCCCUUGUGGAUUUAUACAUUACCAGCAUCAUGACUCUUGAGGAAGUUCUCAUCCAGGAGUCCAGCGAGAGAGCUCAGUGCACUGGAAAAGCGCUCGGGGAAGUUUUGGUUUCUGCCAAAGCCAACGAAUGCCUUACCAUUGGUGUUUACGAAUCUGCCAAAGUUAUGAAUGUCGACCCAGAUAGCGUGUCUUUCUGCGUCCUGGCGAUGGAUGAAGGAUUCGAGUGGGACAUCGCUCUUCAAAUCCACUUCACUCUUAUCCAAGCCUUCUGUUUCGACAACGACAUCAGCAUCGUCAGAGUGAACGACAUGCAGCGUCUUGUUGAGCUCGUUGGCGACAAGUCAGAACAACUUGAGGAUGCUCACUGCGUGCUCAUCACGAACCCAACUGAUGGUUCGUGGGAGGAUCCUGCUCUAGAAAAGCUUCACCUGUUCUGCGAAGAAAGUCGCAGUUAUAACGACUGGGUUCCUGAGAUCACCCUGCCCGAGCGUUGAUCUGCAACUUUACUCUUCUCUUCUGAGAUGCUGUAAACCUUGAGGAAUACUCUACGCAUCAUUCGAUUUAUGGAUGAUGAUGUUUCCACAUCCCUGGAUUCUCCUGAGGAGGAUAAUCGGUCCAGGCAGCGCGAGGCAGGCCCGAGUGGCUCUCGCGGUUCUACGUCGUUUCUCGUCCCGUCCAUGCCAAGAUGAUCCUCAUUCUUUAUGUAAAUGAGGUCAGGCAUGCCACGAGAGCGACACAAUGGCCCUCAUUCUUUGUGCGGAUGAGGUUUGGAGAGAAAGGAGGAGCGAGUUUUGCCUCUGUUCCACAGAGCAGAACUCGCAUGCGUUGGACACGCAGAGGACGCGGCGGUGCGUCGAAGCAACGUUUUUAAAAAUGGACUUUAACAUCACGGACGUUUUAAAAAUGUAAUUGUUGCACAAUAUGACGUACCUUAUUGUCGGCAAUGUGCUUUCCACUUUCCAGAAUUGUCUUAUUCUCUAAAGGUUUCACUUUAGAAAUAUUGUUAUGACAGAAAAAAGAAAAUGUAAAACUAAUUUAAAUCUUUUUAUUUCUAAAGGUUUAACUUUAGAAAUUUUCAAUACAAAAAAAUGAAGGAAAAAUAUUUAAAUGUGCUUUUAAAAUGUUUUCAUUGU